Messenger RNA from Panicum virgatum (switchgrass), 1316 nucleotides. Its product is annotated as putative 4-hydroxy-4-methyl-2-oxoglutarate aldolase 2. The transcript has 3 exons. Gene Ontology annotation, molecular function: ribonuclease inhibitor activity. Bases 495 to 1001 code for a protein of 168 amino acids. Gene Ontology annotation, biological process: regulation of RNA metabolic process. The record is from RefSeq and is a predicted model, not a curated record. NCBI's taxonomy places the organism in Eukaryota, Viridiplantae, Streptophyta, Magnoliopsida, Poales, Poaceae.
CCAUGAUGCCUGCUCUCCCCCAUCGAUCUUCCUCAAAUCUUCCUACUCUGCACCUCCCCAAUCCAUGCUCGCCGCCACUUACUUCAGCGGGCGGCCGCUCCGUCUGCUGCUGGAGGCGUGCACGCCUGCUCCACAGAGCGGCUUCAUGGCCUAGGUAGCAGCUCAAGCUUCGGCGUUGGAUGUGCCCGGCCGGCCGCUUCAUCCAACGACUUGAUUGCACAGGCCCAGAUUGUACCCUCCUCAAGACUUGAUUUUGCCCCAAAACUCUUUCCCCCAUCACAGCCCCAAACUCCCAAUCGAUCCCUUUCUUGGACAGUUAUUUUUUUAAUUCAUUUUCACCACAUUUGCAUAUUAUCUUUUCAAAUUGACGCAGAAGCUGCCCGCAAAACCAUCCCCGGCUACGGAUCGAUUGUGGAUUGGACAACCUUUAGGCAAAUUUGGUUGUAAUCUGGAGUCUUGAGGCUAAUUACAGGCAGAACUGAACUGAACCUAAUAUGGCUUCUUUGCCAUUGGCCACCGCCGAAGUAUGUGACUCCAAUGCUGGUUUAAUUCUGAAUGGUGAUCUUCGUGCCCUCCAACCAAUCUUCCGUAUCUAUGGAAGGCGACAGAUUUUUGCUGGCCCUGUUGUGACACUGAAGAUCUUCGAGGACAACGUUCUGCUCCGUGAGUUACUGGAGGAGAAAGGUCAUGGCAGGGUCCUGGUGGUCGAUGGUGGCGGGAGCACGCGCUGCGCUAUUUUGGGCAGCAACCUCGCUCAGCUAGCGCAGAACAAUGGGUGGGCUGGCAUUGUGAUUGAUGGUUGCAUCAGGGACGUCGAUGAGAUCAACGGCUGUGAUGUUGGCAUCCGUGCUCUAAACUCACAUCCCAUGAAGUCGAACAAGAAGGGUGUCGGUGAGAAGCAUGUCCCUGUGACCUUUGCAGGAACCAGAAUUUGUGAUGGCGAGUGGCUGUAUGCUGAUUCUGAUGGUAUCCUUCUCUCAAAUUCAGAAUUAACAGUGUAGACCUGCUCCAUCCGUAUCCAGUGUGUAGUGGGCGCUUCAAAGGAAGGCAUAUCACAUGUCAUGUUGGUGCUAUAUAUUGUCUGAACUUUAUGUAACUAGUAUCCUGUUGAAUCACAUGACUAGUGGGAAUAAUUUGUAUUUCCAUAGUUACUAAGUCUUUUCAAUUCACCGUUUGUAAAAAAAUUUUUGUGGCUUCCCGGUUUCAUAUUUGUAAUUUUUUCAGUUACUAAUUUGUAAAUUUUUAGCACGGCCACUUUCAUUUCUAGGACCAAAGGCAAGGCCUUUCCAACGUUUAGCAGACCACAAACUUCCCCA